Monodelphis domestica (gray short-tailed opossum) is the source of this 8123-nucleotide messenger RNA. RefSeq names its product IQ motif and Sec7 domain ArfGEF 1 (gene IQSEC1). Gene Ontology annotation, biological process: actin cytoskeleton organization; regulation of ARF protein signal transduction. Gene Ontology annotation, molecular function: guanyl-nucleotide exchange factor activity. Lineage: Eukaryota; Metazoa; Chordata; Mammalia; Didelphimorphia; Didelphidae. The record is from RefSeq and is a predicted model, not a curated record.
CUCCCCGAGGGCAGGAGGUGAAGAACCUCCUUGCCUCUAGCUGCUCGCCAGCCUACCAGUCCCAAGCUUCCCGCCAGUCCACUGGCCCCCGGACAGCGGGUACCGGAGGGGUGGGGCGGCGGCGGCAGCGGCGGCGAGGCCAUGGAGAGCCCGGUGGAGAACCCUAGCAAGGCGGCGGAGUAUCUGAAGGAGCUGAACCGAAUCAUCGAGGCGCAGCAGGAGCUGCUGGAGCGGCAGCGGCGGCGGAUCGAGGAGCUGGAGCAGCAAGUGGCGCGGCUGUACCGGGAAAACGCCUGCCUGCAGGACGAGCACCAGCGGCACCUGGCCUCCUGCCGCCUCGGGGCCACUGCACAGCUUGGACCCCCUUCAGCGCAUCCUCCUGCGCCGCCCCUCGGGGCCAUCCUGGAGAACGUCCGUCACGAAAAGUCUGAAGGAGAAGGCCCACGGAGUGUCAGAGUGACCUCUACCCUACCUCCGGUCUAUCAUAACAAGACAGAAAAAGAGCAAGAGAGAGAAGGGGAAAAAAAACACCCCCCAUACAGGAUGGCUUGUAGAAGGUGUUACUUGAGCUCCCUGGAAACCAGAAGCAACCUCUCCACUGAUCACUACAGCGUUGAGGGAGAAGCCCCAGGGAGUGAGACUGGCACCUCUUUGGACAGCCCCUCAAACUACCACCAAGGUCCGAUAACGCACAGCUCCACCCUGAGCCCUGACCACUACGACCACUCUGCGUAUGGGCUGUACUCGGUCUCCCCUGGGCAGCCACAACGCUCCCGGAGGCCCAAGCUCCAGCAUUCCACCUCCAUCCUCCGUAAGCAGGCAGAAGAGGAGGCCAUCAAGCGGUCAAGGUCUCUUUCCGAAAGCUAUGAACUCUCCUCAGACCUACAGGACAAGCAGGUGGAAAUGCUAGAACGGAAAUAUGGGGGCCGUCUCAUAACCCGCCAUGCAGCACGAACCAUCCAGACAGCUUUCCGCCAAUACCAAAUGAACAAGAACUUUGAGCGACUCCGGAGUUCUAUGUCAGAAAAUCGUAUGUCACGACGCAUCGUGCUGUCCAAUAUGAGAAUGCAGUUUUCCUUUGAAGGACCAGAGAAAGUCCACAGCUCCUACUUUGAAGGGAAACAGGUCUCUGUGACAAAUGAUGGCGCCAAACUUGGGUCUCUGGUCCAGUCUGAUUGUGGCGACAUUGUGGAACCAGCAACAAUGAAGUCUCCGGCUGCCUCCAGUGACUUUGCCGAUGCCAUCACGGAGUUAGAAGAUGCCUUUUCCAGGCAAGUGAAGUCCCUUGCCGAGUCCAUUGAUGAUGCCUUGAAUUGCCGUAGUCUGCAUGCCGAUGAGGUUCCCCCCUCUGAGCCAAUGAGGAGCCGAGACCUGGAGCGAGAGAGCUGUGGGAGAGAGCUCAAACCCGCCCUCCACAGCGUGGACCAUCGGAAGCUGGACGAGAUGACCGCCUCCUAUAGCGACGUCACCUUGUACAUCGACGAGGAGGAGCUCUCCCCACCCCUUCCCCUUUCUCAGUCUGUGGACAGACCGUCCAGCACCGAGUCGGACUUGAGGCUGCGGUCUAUGAACUCUUCCCAGGAGUACUGGUCAAUGACUCACAAGGAUGACAAGAUGGACACAGACACUAGUUGCCGGAGCACCCCCUCCCUGGAGCGCCAGGAGCAGAGGCUAAGGAUGGACCAUUUGCCUCUGCUCACCAUAGAACCCCCAAGUGACAGCUCUGUGGACCUCAGUGAUCGCUCUGAGCGGGGCUCACUAAAGAGGCAAAACGCCUAUGACCGAAGCCUUAGCAACCAGCAAGGGAGCCCCAAGCACGUGUCCCACGGGAUCCCCGCCAAGAUCAUCCCCCGCGAGGAGCCAGAACCUCGGCACCGGCCCCCGCCCAUAGACAGUCACUUGGCCAUCAAUGGUACUGCCAACAGGCAGAGUAAGUCAGAGUCGGACUAUUCUGAUGGGGACAAUGACAGUAUCAACAGUACCUCCAAUUCUAAUGACACAAUAAACUGCAGCUCCGAGUCCUCCUCCCGCGACAGCUUGCGGGAGCAAACUCUGAGCAAGCAAACCUACCACAAGGAGACUCGCAACAGCUGGGACUCACCAGCCUUCAGUAACGAUGUCAUCCGGAAGCGCCAUUAUAGGAUCGGAUUGAACCUCUUUAAUAAGAAACCCGAAAAGGGAGUCCAGUACCUCAUUGAGCGAGGCUUCGUCCCCGACACACCCGUGGGUGUUGCUCAUUUCCUCCUUCAGAGGAAAGGUCUCAGCAGGCAAAUGAUCGGGGAGUUCCUGGGGAACCGGCAGAAACAGUUCAACCGGGAUGUUCUCGACUGUGUGGUAGAUGAGAUGGACUUCUCGGCCAUGGAACUGGAUGAAGCACUCAGGAAAUUUCAGGCUCACAUCCGAGUCCAGGGAGAAGCCCAGAAAGUGGAACGGCUCAUUGAAGCAUUCAGCCAGCGGUACUGCAUCUGUAACCCUGGGGUGGUGAGGCAGUUCCGGAACCCAGACACCAUCUUCAUCCUGGCCUUCGCCAUCAUCCUGCUCAACACAGACAUGUACAGUCCCAAUGUGAAGCCUGAGCGCAAGAUGAAACUAGAGGAUUUCGUGAAGAAUUUGAGAGGUGUGGACGAUGGAGAGGAUAUCCCAAGGGAAAUGCUGAUUGGCAUUUAUGAACGGAUCCGUAAACGGGAACUGAAAACCAAUGAGGACCACGUCUCCCAGGUCCAGAAAGUUGAGAAGCUCAUUGUGGGAAAGAAGCCGAUCGGAUCUCUGCAUCAUGGACUUGGCUGUGUACUUUCCCUACCCCAUCGAAGGCUCGUCUGCUACUGUCGGCUCUUUGAAGUGCCAGAUCCAAAUAAACCCCAGAAACUUGGAUUACACCAGCGAGAAAUCUUCUUAUUUAAUGACCUCCUUGUGGUCACCAAGAUCUUUCAGAAGAAAAAGAAUUCUGUGACAUACAGCUUCCGCCAGUCCUUUUCCCUUUAUGGCAUGCAGGUCCUACUUUUCGAGAAUCAGUAUUAUCCAAAUGGCAUCCGGCUCACAUCCGCCGUCCCAGGAGCAGACAUCAAGGUGUUGAUAAAUUUCAACGCCCCCAACCCCCAGGACAGGAAGAAAUUCACUGAUGACUUGAGGGAAUCCAUCGCAGAAGUUCAGGAAAUGGAAAAGCAUAGAAUAGAGUCGGAGCUUGAGAAACAGAAAGGAGUUGUCCGGCCCAGCAUGUCCCAGUGUUCCAGCCUGAAGAAAGAACCUGGCAAUGGGACUCUGAGCCGAGCCUGCCUAGAUGACAGCUACGCCACUGGUGAGGGCCUGAAAAGGAGUGCCCUCAGCAGCUCCCUCCGUGACCUCUCAGAAGCGGGGAAGCGUGGGCGUCGAAGCAGUGCAGGAUCGCUAGACAGCAAUAUGGAAGGGUCCAUCAUUAGCAGUCCUCACAUGCGCCGAAGAGCUACAUCAACCCGAGAGUGUCCAUCUCGCCCACACCAGACCAUGCCUAAUUCUUCUUCCCUCCUAGGCUCCCUGUUCGGUAGUAAGAGAGGGAAGCCGCCUCCUCAGGCCCACCCACUCUCAGGCCCUCCACCGCCCCCUCCUCACCCCCCAGGCAUCUCCCAUCAGCAACAUGCCUCCCAUCCUUCCAGCAGCCACCACCAGGGCCCCUCGGAGGGACAGACCCAAGCCCAGGUGCACACGCACCAUGCCCAGUACUGCCACCUGCAGCAGAACCCACCCCCCUACCACCACCACCACCACUACCACCCGCCUCAGCACACUCAGCACGCACACCAGUACCACCACGGCCCCCACGGGGGGCAUCCCCCCCACCCGCCCUAUGUGGCCCAUGCCCAUCCCCCACACACCCACCCCUCGCUGCCCCCAUCCCACGCCGGGCACUCGGCCCACUCUGGGCACACAGCGCACCACCACGGGCAGCAGUCUGCCCCUCCUCCUCCCACCAGCACGAAGCCCAAACACAGCGGCAUCAGCACAAUCGUCUAGGUAGCCAGGGGGGGAUGGGAAAGGGGGUCCCGGGACCCCUUGGGGACUGCAGCGCCCAUCUCGGACACAGAGGCACACCCAGUAGGCAGCCAGCAGCAUAGCAAAUCCAGGGUGGGUCGGUUUUCUUUUCUUUUAUUUUUUCCCUGGCCCUGGACUCAAGACAAUAUGAUUGAAUCCCAAAAGCUCACAAGGCUUCCAUUUUAGGAAAUGAAAUUCCUUUGAAUUUAACCUUGUCACCCCGGGCUUACUUCACCUCCACCUUUGGGAGGGCCAUCGUCAGUCGGCCUUGAAAUGGUGCCACCUGCCCCGUAGAUAUUCAACCGCCCCCAGCUCCCUGGCCCUUGUUGGUUUUAUAGGCCUAUGAAAACCCAACCUAAAAACAGAAGAAAUAUGCUCCAUACACACAACACACGCACACACAACUUGUUACAUUCUUGCUCUUUUAUUGACAAUGGGCAAAAAAUUAAGUAGACCUGAUAUGGUUGAUGAAAGUACGUAAGUAAACUUUAUAUAAUAUAAAUAUAUAUAAAUAUAUAUAUAUAUAUAUACAUACACACUGUAUAGGUAACGUUUGUGCGUGGAAAGCAAACUUUUCAGUUCACAAAACUUAGCAAUAUAGACUUUACAAGGAAUUUCCACUUACUUGAUAGACAGCACCCUAGCUGAGUAGUAUGUGAGAGAUUAGGCCAAAAACUUAAAUGCUAGAAACAAAUUUCAAAUGUUUCAGUAUUUUCAUAAAAGAGAGAGAGAGCGAGAGAGAGAGAGAGAAAGAGAGAGAGAAAGAAAAGUCCCCUUCGGGACUCAAGAAGAUCUCUAAGCAAUCAUUACUGAAUGUGCCAAGUUAACAUAGCAUCUAACUGUUUAAGUCCAAUAUUGCUUUGUAUAAAUCCUUAUUUUAUUAAUAAUAAUAUCCUAAGUAACCAGUAUUAUAACUGCUCUGGUAUUUCAGGUAAGCAAAACUAGUUAAGAUGCCGUAAACUCUACAGUAGCAACCCAGGAUGACCGGCUCAGCUUCGGUUGUCUUAGAACAUUGGUUACAAACCUCCUUAGACACUUUAAAGGCUGUAAUAACUGUGAAUUUACAUGAUCCACAUUUUUUUAUGUAUUUGAUUUAUUGAACACAAAAUUCAGUCAUGUGAGAGGUGCCCGUAGACAUGGCAGAAAGAUCCAUCUCCAACAUGAAAAUGACAGACACUCAUCCUUGUUUCCUUGACACCAUAACUUACUCAUUUUGUUUCCAAUUGCAUUGGGCAGAGAUGCCCCUAGAGCCCUGCUCUAGGACAUUUGUUUUAGGGUUUAGCAUUAUAGGGUGGUGUUUUUUUUUUAAUAACAAUUGUAAUUCCAUGUAGCCAUGUGCUAGCAAAACACCUGUUUCAUCAUUGUGACCCAUCUGACUUCUUAGCUGACAAGUACCCAGUACUCAGCAGGCUGAGUGUCCCCUGCCUCUCUCUCAUAGUCUGGUUAGCUGCAAAGACAUCACAUGAGAUCAAGCUGUGCUGUUGUUGCUUCUGUGUUGUAAUGAUGCCAUCUGCUAAUCUGUCCGAGAUUCCGCACAUCCAGAUUCUAUACUGAGUCAAACAUGGCACCUACUUUGUAGUUUCAGCCUCCACAGCUGCAAGUCCUUUACACCUAAGCAGUAGAAACAAGAACUACCCCCAUGGCACCAGCUAAAAUGCAAGACCCCUUUUAAAAAAAGAAAGAAAAAGUGGGGAGGAUGAGAAGUCCCUCUGUGGAAAUGUGGGGAACAUACAAAGGAGCCGGUGGCAGGGGCUGGUGCUGAGGCAACCCAAAGGAGAAGAGUGAAACCUUCUGUGUCGAAAAGUUCCUGGUUCCUGUCACUUGGGUCAUCCUCAGGUGUGGGAGGCAUUUGUUGAUUCCUCCAGCUUUUUUGUUGGUUCCUCACCCCUUUUUUCAUACCAUUGCUAUCACAAAAUCAGCAAAACUGCAAACUGAGCACUUUGAUGUUGUUUGUUCUCUAGGAAGAUUAACAAUCUAGAGUUUAGCCUUUAAAAAAAAUUAAAUCUGCCCACUCUCGUUUUCCUAUGUGUGUAAUACUUCUUUCUUUGCCAUCUUCUCCAAACUGCCCUUUUGUGAAAAGAGCGGUACACGUGUCCUCAAGAUUUAGUUUGGGCUGAGUUGGGAGGCUAUUCAGUUGCCAUUAAUUAACUCUUCCAAGAUUGUCCCAUUUACCUGAAAGUUGAACUUGUCCAAAUUCCCUUGAGGCUCUCUGUUCUUGCAAGUGAAAGGAUGUUGUUAUGAUAAGGGAAAUAAGAACUGUAUUGCAUGUCAUCUAACAUUAAUGGUGUGAGGCUACACUCUACAUAUUGUAUAUUUUCAAAAUAUAUUGGUGUUUACUGUUGAAAAUUAGUUGAAGUAAAGUGAUAACAUAUUAAAAUAUGUAGGCUUUUCUUCAUCCCACUGUACCAAUGGUAGAGUCUAAUUGUAACUUCUAGGUUGUUCCAGAAAAGAUAUGAAACUUUGGGUACAACAUUGUUCUUUCUCAAGUGGCAUCAGUAAAAAAAAACAAACCAACAAAACCAAAAAUAAAUCCUAUCCUCCACCGAUGUCCAUUCCCCUUAACCAAAGGAUACUUCUGCAUCAUGGUGCUGGAGUUGUCUUUGUUGUUCUGAGUUUUUUGUGAUCGUCUGUAUCCCCAAACUUUGAUGUGUGUUCUGAAGUUCUGCAUAUAAAGCGUGAGUCUAGGCUUUGUGCUAGGGAGGAACCUGCCAGGAGACGAUCAUUCAAAAGCCUUAAGAGGAGAAAUAUGACCAACAUGGGUUAAACAGUUAUCCUUCCCCUGAAGCUUUCACAAAAAAGCAUCUGAACUUUUCAUCUUUGUGUUUCCAAUCUUACCCAAGAUUUGGGUCAACAGGGAAACAGACUUUGUGCCAUUUGUGUUUUUAUAAGCUCAAGACUAGAAAAUUUUUUUUUAUAGGUAUUAUUGUCAGAGUGAGAAGAUCAGAGUUAUGCCUCCUGUUUUUACUUUAGGAAGUAAUGAAUGCUAACAAACUACUUUCCCAGAUGUCACACAGAGGUCUUUGGGACACCAUUGCUUUUAUAGAAUUGCAUUCCAACAUGUCAAAAUAAAUCACAGAUUAGUACUUAUGUGGAAAUACCAUCCGUCUUUGCCUUGAAUAGGAAGAUAGGACAUUGAUGAGUUGGUCUGUAAAAAUUUUCUCAUUUUGAGGCUGAGUUGGCUGUUGGGAUGAUUCUAGUCAUGCUUAUUGAAGAAGUCAAGUCAGGACACACUAGUAUCAUUUUUCAAAUCCCAUGAAUUGGUGCGAUCAUAUAAUCAACAUCAUGGCAAGACCCUUAAGGAAAACAGCUGGUAACAAAAAAAAAAUCUUUUCUGGGACAACAAUCAAAUAAUGUAUUUGUAUUUUUUUAAGUUUAUGAAUGAAAUGUACAUCAAUGUAAAAAAUAAAGUUUGUCCUAAUAUAAUGUACGUCUUGCUAAAAAGUAAUCAGACAUCCAGUGUAGUUUUUUCCCAUCAUGAACUGCAUGCAGCAGAAGCCUCUUGUUUCUCAUUAAAAUGAGCUAAAAAGACAGUUGGCAAAUAUUUAAACAAUGACUCUCUACAUGUUGACUUGCCGUUCCAUAUGAAGCUGUGUUUUUUACAGUUUAAGCAUGCUAUUUUCGUUGUAAAAUACCAUCACCCUUUCUGCCUGAAAAAUGAGUAAUUGUAUAUAUAUUAACAACAAUAACAAAGGAACCAAUUAUAAGAUUACUUUGAGUGAAAUGGGGUGGUGAAAAUGGGACCAAGUAGGAGGAAUAGAUAAUUCUCUCAACUUGUACAUAGUGUGUAAAUUAGUAUUACUCUUAAGUCUGCAUUCAUUUUGAGGUUAUAUACAGUACCUAUCUCCUCUUAAGCACCAUAAUUCAGCUUUGAACUAUAUUAAAAUUUGUUAGAACUAGAUCUUGAAUGCAGACUGUUAAAAGACUUCCAAGGCCAUCUUGCUCAAAAGAAGCUUCUGCUCUAUUGAGGCCCAGAAACCCAUUCAUUGACUGUGUAACUCUGGAGAGGAAAGGAGUGCUUUCGUUUUAAUAUGCAUUCUGUCUGUAAGUAGUAACAGACCCUAUCAGUGUAAAACUAUAACUGUGAUCAUGUGAAAAAAUCAAAUAAAUCAUUUAAAACA